This is a messenger RNA of Melanaphis sacchari, 1273 nucleotides long. RefSeq lists its product as uncharacterized. Gene Ontology annotation, cellular component: endomembrane system; endoplasmic reticulum. NCBI's taxonomy places the organism in Eukaryota, Metazoa, Arthropoda, Insecta, Hemiptera, Aphididae. The transcript is spliced from 7 exons. Gene Ontology annotation, molecular function: receptor antagonist activity; low-density lipoprotein particle receptor binding; heparin binding. The record is from RefSeq and is a predicted model, not a curated record. Gene Ontology annotation, biological process: regulation of receptor-mediated endocytosis. The coding region runs from base 127 to 1176 and encodes 349 amino acids.
UUUCUGUAAUCUAUAGAUCUGACACAAUUUUAAUUUAAUACAUUUUUAAGCUAUUACAGUUUUCUAUAUCACUAAUUUUGACAGUGAUUAAGUAUUUCAUGUAACUGCUAUUGUAUAAUAGAAACCAUGGGAAAAAAAAAAAUCUUAAUUGUUCUAUUACUGUGUUAUUAUGUAAGUGCAUAUUCUCGUUCGAACGAAAAUGAAACUUUGAAAAAAAAAAUUUCUUUAAACAAUGAACCAGAAUUUAAUGUUCGGCACCUUAAUAAACCAUUCAAAAUUAAUAAACUUAAUUUAGUUUGGAGCAAAGCCAAACAGAGAUGUUCAGAACCAGAAUUGAGAUCAUUGCUAUCAGAAUUGCGGAUUCAUGAUGAAGACGAACGGGAACUUAAGAUGUAUAAAACCAAGAACUUAGAUAAGGAUGGAGAAAUGGAAUCUAUUGUCCGAAAAAAGCUUUUAGGUAUAUUGGAUAGAUAUAAAUUAAGCUAUCAUUUUGAUGAGAAUGAACCUCAAAUUAAUCAAACAAAUUUUGAAACACAAGAUCAUGUUUCUGGAGAUUCGUCCAAAGUUGUUGAUAAAUAUUUAUUGCAUGACAAACGAUUAAAUCAACUAUGGGACCAAGCCAAACAAUCUGGUUUUACAAAUAUUGAACUAAUAGCAUUGAAAGAUGAAUUUUUAAGCCACCAAAAAAAAAUUGAUGAAUUUUAUUCAUUAACAAAUGAAAUUGAACACAUGCAAAAUGAUAUACCUAUAACAAUUUCUAAAGAAGGAUUAAAAGACAAUUUGAAUUCAUUACAUGAAUCUCAGGGUUAUACUGACUUCAGUCAUAAGCAAAGAAAACUACAGAAUCGAAUACAUGAUAUAAAAGAUAGUUUUGAUCGUCUUCAUCGGCUAUCGCUUACUGGUCCUAAUAGUGAAGAGUUUGUGGAACCUAAAGUACAAGAAAUCUGGAUUAAAGCUCGUGAAACAAAUUUUAAUAAAGAUGAACUGCAACUUCUGCAUGAUGAAUUAAAAGAGUAUGAGCGACGAUUAUUAAAACUUCGACAUUUGAAUGUGGAUCUAGCAGCUGGAAAUGAACAUAAUGAUAUUGAAAAAAAAAUUAAAAAAGAGAGUAGAAAUGUGCAAAAGUUACAUAAAAUAUUAGAAGACAAAAUAAAUAAACGGAGAGAAGAAUUAUAGACUUAUACUGUUGUCAUUCUUGGAAAAAAUUAUUUUUUUAAUUUUAUAUUUAUUUAUACUGAUUGUAAAUAUUAAUUUUAUAUCAAUGGUAACCAGA